ACAUUUUACACACACAUACUUCUAACAGCUUUCUUUCUUCGUUUUCUUGAUGAAAAAAAGUUGUUGACAUAAUAAGACCCUAAUUUUUCUUUUUUUCUUACAUAAAUUCGAUCAUUUGUUUCAAUGAAUAGGCGUUCGUCAGUAUCGAGUGCGGUGGCAAAGAGGCAAGCAAUGGCGGCUAAUUCUUCAGCGUCAUCGACGUUGGAUAAUAAUCAUGGGGGGAAAUUAACGGCUAAGAAACGACCAGCGCUUUCUAAUAUUUCUAAUCAUACAAAUGCUGUAACCGCUCGUAACUCGCUAUCUCAUAACUCCAAACUUGCACCAUGUACAUCUAAGAUUGUAAGCAUUAAGAAGAGCACUUCUGGAAUUUCCUCAGGGACGACUUUUCUGCCAGUAUCCUCCUCUGUUAGACCAAGCAAUAAAACUGUUUCUAUUCAAAGAAGUGAUGCAGUUGUGCCGAAGAUCACCGCCGUUCCUCUUCCUGCUGUCACUUGCAGCAUGGACAUAUCUCCGUCUCACUCAGACGGAUCAUUGGUCUCCAUGGAUGAAUCUAUGUCAACUUCGGACACUGUGAGAAGUCCGGAAGUUGAAUACAUUGAUGAUGACCAUGAAGCGGCUGCAGUUGAUUCCAUCGAGAAGAAGGCGUCUAGCACCCUCUACAUCUCAGAACAUGUCAAAGCAGCAGCAGAUAUAUGCAAGAGAGAUGUACUUGUGGACUUGGAAUCAGGGGAUAAAAUUGUCAACAUUGAUAACAAUCUUGUUGACCCACAGUUAUGUGCUACAAUGGCCUGUGACAUAUACAAACACUUGAGAGCCUCAGAGGCAAAGAAAAGGCCUUCCACAGAUUUCAUGGAGAAAGUACAGAAAGACAUAAAUCCUAGCAUGCGUGCUAUUCUAAUUGACUGGCUUGUUGAGGUCGCCGAGGAGUACAGGCUUGUUCCAGACACACUGUAUCUGACUAUUAACUACAUUGAUCGGUAUCUUUCUGGCAAUUUGAUGGACAGGCAACGACUACAGUUGCUUGGAGUAGCUUGCAUGAUGAUCGCAUCGAAAUAUGAGGAGAUCUGUGCGCCUCAAGUAGAAGAGUUCUGCUACAUAACAGACAACACUUACUUCAAGGAUGAGGUCUUGCAAAUGGAGUCUGCUGUUUUAAAUUUCUUGAAGUUUGAAAUGACAGCUCCAACAGUCAAAUGUUUUCUGAGGAGGUUUGUUCGCGCUGCUCAAGGACUUAAUGAGGUUCUGUCGCUGCAGUUGGAACACUUGGCGAGCUACAUAGCAGAACUCUCUCUUUUAGAGUACAGCAUGCUUUGUUACGCUCCAUCACUCAUUGCUGCUUCUGCAAUUUUCUUGGCCAAAUAUAUGCUUCUUCCCUCAAUGAAACCUUGGAACUCUACCUUGGGGCAUUAUACUCUGUACCAACCCUCUGAUUUACGAGACUGUGUCAUGGCACUACAUAGCCUUUGCUGCAACAACACCAAUUCUAGUUUACCAGCAGUCAGGGAAAAAUACAGCCAGCACAAGUACAAAUUUGUAGCAAAGAAGUAUUGCCCGCCAACUGUACCUGUAGAGUUCUUCCAGAACAUAAGCAGCUAAGCAAGGACAGACAAGAGGAGGCAUUAACUUCAGUUUUCCAAUUCUCUGUUGGAUUACAUUCAUGGCAUUUCAACGGGAAGGACUACAAUCUUAUAGUCACAAACUUGCAGUGUCCUUAGUAGAGCAUCUUCGUUUGUAGUGUAGAGCUUUUUUCUCCUUGACUGGCCUUAGUAGAGCAUCUUUGUUUGACAUUGCAGGAUUAGUCUUGUACUCUACUGUUCUUCUCUAGUUUAGUUACUCUAGUCAGUUUGUGUACAGAA
This is a messenger RNA of Lycium ferocissimum, 1853 nucleotides long. Its product is annotated as cyclin-A1-4-like. The record is from RefSeq and is a predicted model, not a curated record. NCBI's taxonomy places the organism in Eukaryota, Viridiplantae, Streptophyta, Magnoliopsida, Solanales, Solanaceae. Bases 124 to 1593 code for a protein of 489 amino acids. Gene Ontology annotation, biological process: mitotic cell cycle phase transition; regulation of cyclin-dependent protein serine/threonine kinase activity. Gene Ontology annotation, cellular component: cyclin-dependent protein kinase holoenzyme complex; nucleus; cytoplasm. The transcript is spliced from 9 exons. Gene Ontology annotation, molecular function: cyclin-dependent protein serine/threonine kinase regulator activity.